Messenger RNA from Cynoglossus semilaevis (tongue sole), 1715 nucleotides. RefSeq names its product myelin protein zero-like protein 2. Gene Ontology annotation, biological process: cell-cell adhesion. The coding region runs from base 641 to 1408 and encodes 255 amino acids. The transcript is spliced from 5 exons. The record is from RefSeq and is a predicted model, not a curated record. NCBI's taxonomy places the organism in Eukaryota, Metazoa, Chordata, Actinopteri, Pleuronectiformes, Cynoglossidae. Gene Ontology annotation, cellular component: plasma membrane.
CAAGUCAUCAAGGUCUGGACUGUGUAGAGGUUAGAGGUCAGAGGUCAGUUAGUGGUAGACUUGGGUUUUGAGUUCUUCAGAGGUCAUAAAUCACAUUACGCUUCAUUCCUUUUACAAAUGGACGAUGUCUCUCAGCGCUAUCGACUGUCAAAAAAAUAAAAUUGGAGUAAAUACAUCAGUGGACAGACUCACGAAUCUCAAGUUGUUGUUUUUUUUGGUCACGAUGCCUCGAAUAACAACAUCGACGAAACCUCCUUUCUCACGUGUUUGCGAAAGAGCCGUUCGGAUUCUUACGCAGCAGCAGCAGCAGCAGAACUGGUUUAGUGGCCGCCAGGAAUUCCAAGGGUUUUGACUUUGACGUCAGCGAGAAAGCGAGAGGAAAGGGGGUGACUUGACUUGACUUACUCCGCCCGAAAACUGUGGUGGGAGGGCGAUGGAGUGGAGUGUAAGAGGGCAGCGGCGUGUCGGGACGCGUCUUAGCAGAGCCAAGGUGCAGGAGACAACACACUGCGAAUAACCCCAGUGGAUCAGGGGGGUAAAAAGACUUUGUGGGUGUUUGAGCUACUGUGUGGAAAAGUCUCUGCGGGUCAGUGGUCUGUGGUCAGUGGUCUGUGGUCUGUGGUCUGCACCGGCCGUUCAGAUGUGCGUAAAGGCACUGAGCUUCUUCACGGUCCUGUCUGGACUCGCAGCUUCAGGCGUGCUGCAGGUCAGGGGGAUACGUGUGUACACAUCUGGGGAAAUGGAGGCAGUCAACGGGACUGAUGCACGUCUCAAGUGCACGUUUGAGAGUUCGGCGCCAAUUAAUGUCAACUCCGUUGUCAUCACAUGGACGUUCAGACCCCUCAAACCGGGACAAGAAGAGUCGGUGUUCCACUACCAGCAGCAACCCUAUCCACCCCUCGAGGGCAUAUUCAAAAAGCGUAUCGUUUGGGCCGGUGACAUCAUGGGUCAGGAUGCAUCAAUCAUCAUUCGAGAGGUCAAGUUCACUUACAACGGCACAUACGUGUGCCAGGUCAAGAAUCCACCGGAUGUUCAUGGCCAGGUGGGAGAGAUACGACUUCGCGUUGUCACCACAGCCUCUUUCUCUGAGAUCCUACGUCUGGUCUUGAUCAUCGCAGGCAGUAUCGCCGGCGUGCUCAUCCUCCUCGUCAUCGUCAUGUCCUGCAGGAGGUGCAAGAAAAAGGGACAGAGGCAGCUGCAAGACAACGUGGAAGCUCCUCGUAAAGAAAGAAAAGACCCCACCGCGUGCCACACUUCACGGUCAGUCCACCUCUACGUGUCAGAGACAUCUUUAGAGAUUGACAGUUCAGAUGGCAUGAUCUCAGAUGCCAGCACCAAAGAUUCAAGCUCCUCAGAGGAGGAGGGCCCCAGCUCUGAUGAUGAGGAUGAUGGCGAUGACUCCGACUGAGGCCGUGUGGGGUACUACGACAACAACAACAACAACACUGAGGUGAAACCAGACAGGAAGCCCGCUAGAGAGAUGCCCACUUGGCCUCUGUGAGUAAAGAUCCAGGAUUCGGCCGAGAGAAGGCAACAUGAAGAGUGCACUUCUGCUGCUGCCGCUGCACUGUCGGAAGCAACCGUUUCCGAAUCGGAGUUAAAAAAAAAGAGAGAAGGCUGAGUUUCAGUGUUUGCAGGAAGGAAGAAUAUGUUUGGAGCAAUGCCUUUGAAAUUGAUCAAAGCCUCGAAACUGAAUUGCGUGUGCCGAGACAUGC